CUUUGCUCACUUUGCCGCAACAUGACACCGUCCCUGACACCGGACGCCUUGGAGCAUGUUGCUUCGUUCCUCGAGACGGCCGAGGCCAUGGACGCCUUCCUCAUUGCGAUGCCAGAGACCGAUCUCUCGACGGCCCUUCUGGAUCUGCGUCACCUCGCGACGGCCGUCGAGUGGCGAUACCUUUGGCCCCGCCUUCGUCUGCCCAAGGAGACGUACAAGGACUCGCAAUUGCUCGGCCUUGUGCUCUCCGCGCUGCGGCUCUAUCCGCAGGCUGGCAUCUCGGUGCACGGCAACCAGGAAUCCAACGGACUCCUGCCCAAGCUCGCGUGGCUGGGCCUCCACGACAUGACGCUCUUUCAACGCAGUAUGACGCACGCUGUCGACGCACUCACGGCGCUUGAGAUCCGCAUCGAUAGCAAGUGGACACCAGCCAUGUUCUCGCGCCUGCAAGAUGCCAUGCGCGGCCUCCGUCGGCUGCGCCAUCUCGACGUCAUCUGCCCGCGCACACCGCAGAGCGUCGAUCUCAUCGCAGCACUGGCGACAUCGCGCGCGACCAGCGUCGUGCUGACGUGCGUCACAGCCCCAAGGUGGCCAACGCCGCUCGCGAAUGAUUUUCUCGAGACGCUCACCCGCUGGCUGCAGACGUCGCCGCUGCGCCACGUGCAUUUAGUGUCAUUGACGCUCAAGCGUGCCGAUGCCGCGAACUUUGCCGCCUUUUAUGACGUCCUCUUGCAGUCACCGACGAUCACCGCGCUGACGUUGCAGACGUGCGACGUUGCCACAUACUGCCCAACUCGACUGCACACAUCGCUGCCGCCGAAUCUCACGUCGCUCAGCGUCCACAGCGACACGGUCGUCCUCGCUGGCGCGCCGCGUUUGCAGCACCUGACGAGCCUCCGAGUGUCCAUGCCCUGGAAUUGGCCACUUGCCGCACCGCCGAUGGCCGUGACGACAAUCGCGUCACUGCGCCAUCUCAACGCGCUCACGCUGAAGAACAUUGCUCUCGAUGCGAACGACAUCGCGGCACUGGCACCCGUCUUACGGCGUCUUGAGCGCCUCGUGCUCGAUAGUAACAUGGUCACUACCCGCGACGUCGCGGCAUUGGCAUCCGCGCUUGCAACGUCGACACGCCUGCGCCUUCUCAGCCUUUCGCAGCAGCGCCUUGACCACGAAGACGAGGAUGAAGCGACCUUCGAAGGCCUCAUGAACGCCUUGCCAGCGUCGCUCCGGGUCCUUAACCUCCAUGACAAUAUUAACACCCACCACGCGAUGGCUCUCGUAAAACUGCUGCCGUCCUGGAGCCUCACCGUGCUCGACCUCUCGCACAACUACAUCGACGAACGCGGCUUCGACGCGAUCGCGAGCGUACUGCCGACCCUCCUGACGCUCCAGCGCGUCAAUCUGGCGGGAAAUUUGUGGGGCUCGUACGGCAACGACGUGCUCGCACGCUUGUCCCCAACGCUGCCGUCCUUGGCGCUGCAUUACUAGUCGCUUUGGCGACGACAAAUAGAAUUCUACUUUCAUUUUGGGAGCUACAAG
Molecule: messenger RNA, 1539 nt
Organism: Saprolegnia diclina VS20
Lineage: Eukaryota; Oomycota; Saprolegniomycetes; Saprolegniales; Saprolegniaceae
Exons: 1
Coding region: 22-1488 (488 amino acids)
Biological process (GO): nucleocytoplasmic transport; activation of GTPase activity
Cellular component (GO): perinuclear region of cytoplasm; nucleus; cytosol
Molecular function (GO): GTPase activator activity; small GTPase binding
Source: RefSeq, a predicted model, not a curated record